GUGCGCCGCACGACGUCGCCGGAAGAGGAACGGGCGGCGGUGCGGGGCGGAACGGGUGGCGUCUGACGCCGCCGGUGCCGUGUUUUCUCCAGCGCGAUGCUGCCCACCACCUCCGCGGGCGCCCGCGGUCAGGGCAACGGCGCGCUCGGCCCCCGCGAUGCGGCGCGGCACACGGCCGGAGCCAAGCGACACAAGUACCUGCGGCGGCUGCUGCACGUGCGGCAGAUGGACUUCGAGUUCGCGCUGUGGCAGAUGCUCUACCUGUUCACCUCCCCGCAGCGGGUCUACCGGAACUUCCACUACCGGAAGCAGACCAAGGACCAGUGGGCCCGGGACGACCCCGCCUUCCUGGUGCUGCUCAGCGUGUGGCUCUGCGUGUCUACUGUAGGAUUUGGAUUUGUGCUGGACAUGGGUUUUUUUGAAACAAUAAAGCUGCUGCUUUGGGUUGUAUUCAUAGACUGUGUAGGUGUUGGUCUCCUGAUAGCAACGCUGAUGUGGUUCAUUUCUAACAAGUACUUGGUAAAGCAACAGAACAGAGACUAUGAUGUGGAGUGGGGAUAUGCCUUUGACGUUCAUCUGAAUGCUUUCUAUCCACUCCUGGUCAUUUUGCAUUUUAUCCAGCUGUUUUUCAUCAACUAUGUCAUCAUACCAAAUUCCGUCAUUGGAUAUUUUGUUGGGAACACAUUAUGGCUGAUUGCAAUUGGCUAUUAUAUCUAUGUGACAUUCCUUGGAUACAGUGCACUGCCCUUUCUGAAGAACACAGCUAUCCUUCUGUAUCCAUUUGCACUUCUCAUCGUGCUCUAUUUGAUCUCAUUAGCAUGCGGAUGGAACUUCACCAAGAUGCUUUGUUCCUUUUAUAAGUACAGAGUGAAAUAAAAACAGGACUUCAUCUGUCUACUGAUUAUUUUUACUUCAUCUUAGCUGUCUUGAUGGCAAAGGAAAACAGCCCAGAGCGGAUUGUAAAUGGUUGUAAAUUUCUCUUUAUUGUAGAUAAUUGUGUAAAAAAAAGUUUGAAGUGUCUUUUUUUAUUAAAAUAUUUACACCAGUAAA
This is a messenger RNA of Numida meleagris (helmeted guineafowl), 1050 nucleotides long. It is a transcript of the gene UNC50, whose product is annotated as unc-50 inner nuclear membrane RNA binding protein. The transcript has 5 exons. Lineage: Eukaryota; Metazoa; Chordata; Aves; Galliformes; Numididae. The record is from RefSeq and is a predicted model, not a curated record. The coding region runs from base 97 to 876 and encodes 259 amino acids. Gene Ontology annotation, cellular component: Golgi membrane.